AUGGCUCGGUUAGAGGAUGUGAUCAAAGCCCUACCUCAAAAGAGGCUGCCAGAGGGGGAAGAGGCAGAGAAAGCCUUGUUAUUGAACAACAAGGAGAAGUCUUGCAAAGUCUUUUUGAUGGCGGUCCGGCAGGAAGCCGGUAAUAACCGAGGACCUGUCUUCCUUCGCUCGUACACCAACGACCUAGAUGUGCCUGAUAGGGGCCUGGCCAACAUCAAGUUGUGGGAAGCGGCGCGUGCCACCUCCGCGGCCCCUGCGUACUUCAAGCCUCUGAUGGGCAGCGUGAAUCUGGUUGACGGGGGCUUGUUGGCUAAUAAUCCCCUUGGAUGGCUCUGGACCGGAGUCCUUUGUGUAUUUGGUCCAACGCGCGAGACGGACUACUUCCUCAGCAUUAGGACAGGAAUGGCAGCCAACGUGGCCGUCGCCCAGCCCGAAGUUUUCUUCAAAGAAGCAAUGAUGAGUUUCGCCUCCAUUGCCACCAACACCGAAAGUACCCAUCUGCUUUCCCGCUCUCUCGUCGACGUCUUUGCUCCAAAGGCCCAGAAAAGGAAGUAUUAG
Aspergillus aculeatus ATCC 16872 is the source of this 558-nucleotide messenger RNA. RefSeq lists its product as uncharacterized. Gene Ontology annotation, cellular component: membrane. NCBI's taxonomy places the organism in Eukaryota, Fungi, Ascomycota, Eurotiomycetes, Eurotiales, Aspergillaceae. Bases 1 to 558 code for a protein of 185 amino acids. The record is from RefSeq and is a predicted model, not a curated record. Gene Ontology annotation, biological process: arachidonate metabolic process. The transcript is spliced from 4 exons.